Messenger RNA from Prorocentrum cordatum, 602 nucleotides. NCBI's taxonomy places the organism in Eukaryota, Dinophyceae, Prorocentrales, Prorocentraceae. The record is from the annotation of a GenBank genome assembly.
GGUCCUCGGCGUGGUUCCACCUCGGGGACUGCCAGGCGGUGCUGGAGAGCAGGCUCAUGCUGGUGAACCCGAUGCACUUCGCGGAGGUUGUGAAGCGCAACCCCUCGGCGUGGCUGCUGGUGACUACCUACUGCCGGAAGUUCCUCGAGUGGCUGAAUUCAAUGGACGUGGACGAUUUGUCCGACAUCUCGCAGGGCGAGGACCUCGGAGAGCUGCUGAAGAGCUUCAUGGAGCUCUGCGUCGAAAGCGUCGAAAGCGAGGUUAACGAUCUCGUGGCCAUGGAGAGGCCAGAGGACGACUUCCAGAUCACGAAGUCGGUGGACAGCCUCACGGCGACGGCGAGGCAGGCGGAGACCGCAUGAGGAGCCUUUUUUUGGCUCCACGCGGCAAGAUUUCGCGCGUCGCGCGAUCCCUCCCCGGCUGACGCCGCCAGGGGCUGUGCCAGGGCUGGUGGGAUUGUGACGAUGCGUGCCCGGGCUCGAGCCAGCCGGGCGCGCGAUCGGAUGAGAGCACCCGGGCGAAGACCGCGCGCUGACCCAGCGCGCCUGGGGGCCGGAUGCCUCGCCUCUCCUUUGGCAGGGCCUCCAGGGGGCCUGCUGCGG